GUCGCAACCAGCGAUGUUCGGCGGCACGGGAGACAGCAGCGCUGUUGGUGUUGUGCUUCGGGUGGCAGUGCUCACCACCCCAUCCGCGUUCACUGGCAACGCCUGCCUCGCUCAACGAAUCAAAUCAUUUGUAGAGGCUGGAGUUGGUGCGACUGAUGGUAGCGAUGAAGAACGGGCGGGUCACAAGGCGCUGGAGUGCGUUGUGCUAUCCCACACCAGCUAUCAAACCCCGCGCGAUCUGGAUCUCGACUGCGAACGGCGCAAGAUCAAGGCGCUCAUUGGCAUUCACGCCUAUCGCAGCGGCCGCCUCUUACAAGGAUCACGUAUCCCGUAUCUAAUUGUCCUGGGUGGCACCGACACCACCAUUUUCCUUCAGAGCGCCCAACACGUCGAUGUCAUGCGCGCAGCCAUCCAUGGCGCCAGGGAGCUGGUGUGCUUUGCCUCCUGGAUGGCGACAACAAUGGAGCAAGCGAUUGGCUCGAUUCCGUGCCCUGUCACUAUCAUCCCACAAGGGAUCUCCUCCAAAUUGGAGGUGACGCCAACAUAUGAGCCAGCCUUUCACCUGAGAAAGAGAGACUGGAUUGUUAUUUACGACGCCAGAUGA
This is a messenger RNA of Salpingoeca rosetta, 604 nucleotides long. RefSeq lists its product as uncharacterized. Lineage: Eukaryota; Choanoflagellata; Craspedida; Salpingoecidae. Bases 14 to 604 code for a protein of 196 amino acids. The record is from RefSeq and is a predicted model, not a curated record. The transcript is spliced from 6 exons.